AUGAGCUUUCAAAUAAAUACUUUCAGAGCUGGUAAGCCCUCGAAUACACAUUCAUUUAAUACCAAACAUUCCGGCAAUAGUACAAGCAAUAAUAAUAAUGAUCCAUUAUCAGAUGAAAAAGUUACCAAGAAACGAAGAAGGUUAACACUAGUAUGUGAUAACUGCAAAAAAAGAAAGAUCAAAUGUAAUAAGCAGUUGCCAUGUGAUUCUUGUAUAAAAUCUAGUAUGAGUCAUUUAUGUGCAUAUCAUGACUCUUGGGAAAAGAAUGGGGUGGUAACUACUGCUAUUAGUGGAAAAUCUGAUACUUCUAAGAGCUCAUCGGAGAUAUCAACUUCAUUGCCGUAUAUAUCAAGUGCAAGACGUCCCAUUAUUCUUGAUGAGACUAACCAAUAUAAUGCCAAGCAUCUUCAUAAUAAUCACAAUCAUAAUCAUCAUCAUAAUAAUCAUGAUCAUAAACCAAAACAGGAAGUUAAAUUGGAUAUCUACAAACAAGAAUUACUUCGUUUGAAGGCUAGAAUUAAGCAUUUAGAAUCCAUAAAUAAUGUGGAGGGAACAUUUAUUCAUGAAAAUCCAUCUACUGCGAAAUCUCCAUCUGAAGUAAUAUUAAUUUCAUCUCAUCCAGUGUCUGUUUCAACUUCUAGAUCUUCUGGUUCUUCUAUUACUGUUCCAGAUACUCCUCCUACUUUACCCUUACCACUUUCAUACAACACGGCAUCGUUAGGAACUCCUUCUGUUUCUUCACCAUAUCCGUCCGCAUAUUCUACUUCGAUCAAAUUACCACCCAUUCAGUGGAAACCACCACAUGAUAAUAAAUCAAUUAUAUCUUCAAGUAGUUCACUUCGAAGUGAAUCUACCAAUUCUACUACUUCAACAUCAGAAUCUGAAGUGAGUCCUAAUACAAAUUGUAAGACUAAUGGUACAUCAUCAACAGGCACUUGUCUUGCAUCAGUGGUACCAAUAUCUAAUUCUUCAAGUAUGCUUUUAUCAUUCAUUGGUAUUAACCCUGUCUUUCAUCAUGAAGAAGCUAUCACCUUCUAUAAAUACUCUCAAUCAAGUCCUUUCAGUUGGUCAACUUUAAUGAAGAGUGAUCCCAGAUUACGAGUACUUCUACAACAUGUUAAAUUGAGAAAUUGCAAGUUAGACGAUGAUGUUAGUUGCCCAUCUGAAAAGUUGGUUGAAGGAACUAAGUUUGAUGCUAAUUAUACUGCUUUGUUGAAAAAUAGUAUUAAAGUUUCUCAGCCGCAAAAUGCAACAGAAGGAAAUUUAAUAGCUCGAAUUGUUGCCGUUUUGCCAAGUCAUAAAAAUCUUAUGGGUUUGAUUGAGCAGUAUUUUGAAUAUGUAUAUCCAAUAUUAGCAUUUGUUGAUGAACGGGAAUUUCGAAGUGAAAUAAAAAGGUUAUUAAAAGUUGAUCCAGAUAACGAUAAAAUCAUUGAUAUUAAUAUUAAAGAUUAUUGUCAUGAUUUAAGUGUGGUUGGUAUAUUAUUGGUUGUUCUUCGACUUUCAUUUAUUUCAUUGUUAAGAAAUAGUCAUGAAUAUAAUACCCAAGCACUUAAGCAAAAUGAAUUGUUUGAGACACCAAUAAACUUUGAACAUGUUGCUCUAGCACAGGAGACCUUAUUAAUAUUAAUGUUCGAUCAUAAAUAUGAAGAAUUCAUCUUCCUACAAUUCUUACUUUUCUUCCGAUUUUAUGUUCGUAUAGCCCCAGAAGAUGGAUUUAGAAAGGAUCCAAUAAAUUAUAAUAAGGCUUUAUUGGAUAUGGCAGUAAGACUUCAGUUGAAUUUUGAUCCUGAUGUUGUUAAUUUUUCAACAUUAACUAAGCGAGAGAAGACAUUGAGAAGAAAAGUAUGGCAGUCAAUUUUAUUGGCUGAUAUUCAUAAUAGUUUAGUAUUUGGAAAUGAACCUGCUACAAAGAAUGUAUUUUAUAAUACAAAGAGUCCAACCAUUAAUAGUGAAGAAGAAUCUAAUUUGAUAAAUUAUUCAUUAGAAGGAGUAAUUUUCAAUGAUAUUGUUAGUAGAAUGAUUCAAUUUAAUGAAGCCAUGAAACAAAUUAGUAAUUUUAUAACUAAUUCUCAUAGCAAUAAGUGUCAACUAAUUCAAUUAAUCGAACGAUUAAAUCAAUUUGAAAUUAAUGUGCUGGAUUAUUUUAAUGAUUUAUUUUCAUAUCUAGUCUCAGGAUACAAAGCUGAAAGUAAUGGAGUUUAUAAUUUCAGGCGAGUACAUCAGAUUAAAAUUUAUUUAUCGGUUAUUAAUUUUAUUAUAACCGUCUACUAUUAUAUUUAUUUAUAUUAUGAAGAAUUGAAUGUUAAUAUUAGUUUUUUCUAUCUUAAGAAAACAAUUAUUUAUUUAAAUGAGUUAAUUCCUUAUUAUAAGAAAUUAGCUUUCAACAGUACAUUACAAUGUGAUUUUCUUUACAAUGCAACUUUACAAGCUGUAAUUCAUAAAUCUAGUCAAAUUUUGUUAUCAUUAGUUAUUAAAUUUUAUGAACAAGAUGAGUUAAAAACGAAAUUAUUAAAGAAUUAUCAUAUCUUGAUAGAGAUUUUGGAUAAUUUAAGUACAAGAUAUUUCUACAGUUGGAAGAUAACCAAGAGUCAUAGAUAUUUUUUUACCAUCUUUAGAGGUGAAAAUUUUGUAGACUUUUAUAAUGAGAAGGCAGCAGAAUAUGAUAAUAUCAGACAUAAUUAUAAUGAUUACCAAAUUCAAGAAUUGAUGGGAAUAAUAGAUUACAGUUUAAAGAGGUUAGAAAAUCAAGCUGCAAAAGAUGAGCAUCAAAUUCAGUUGCCUAUAAGUGGAUCUGAGAACGGAGAUGUUGCAGCUACUGCCGGUGCGGCUGAGCUUGAAGAUCUUACAGAACCAGAUUUUGGCUUUGAUUCAGGCUUUGAUGAUCAAUGGUUAAAUCUAAUGUUUAAGACUAGUAGUAUUGGACAUGGGACUUCAGUUCAGAAUCCAUUGAAAGACGUAUCACUUCUAGACAUAUACCAAGAAUUUGGAUUAUGA
Molecule: messenger RNA, 2994 nt
Organism: Scheffersomyces amazonensis
Lineage: Eukaryota; Fungi; Ascomycota; Pichiomycetes; Serinales; Debaryomycetaceae
Product: Zn(II)2Cys6 transcription factor
Exons: 1
Coding region: 1-2994 (997 amino acids)
Biological process (GO): regulation of transcription by RNA polymerase II
Cellular component (GO): nucleus
Molecular function (GO): DNA-binding transcription activator activity, RNA polymerase II-specific; RNA polymerase II cis-regulatory region sequence-specific DNA binding; zinc ion binding
Source: RefSeq, a predicted model, not a curated record